Dryobates pubescens (Downy woodpecker) is the source of this 2115-nucleotide messenger RNA. Its product is annotated as embryonic protein UVS.2. Gene Ontology annotation, biological process: proteolysis. Gene Ontology annotation, molecular function: metalloendopeptidase activity; zinc ion binding. The coding region runs from base 40 to 1470 and encodes 476 amino acids. The record is from RefSeq and is a predicted model, not a curated record. The transcript is spliced from 11 exons. NCBI's taxonomy places the organism in Eukaryota, Metazoa, Chordata, Aves, Piciformes, Picidae.
GGGCUGCGGAGCGGGGAACAGCAUCCUGCAAACUCAAAGAUGAAGUGCUUUCUUCUGCCAACUCAUUUAGCAUUUCUCUAUAGCUUUGCACUAAGCAAACCUGUCCAGAUAGCUACAAGAAACAAUGACCUAGGUGGUGAAAUAGCUGUGUAUGAGGGAGACAUCCUCUUGAGAAGGGGACGCCGCAGCGCAAUUAACUGCGAGAGCUGUUUAUGGCCGAAGUCACAAGACGGACUGGUCAAGGUUCCAAUUAACAUCUCUUCUGACUUCUCAGUGACAGAGAGGUCUUGGAUUGCUGAUGCCCUGCAAGAGAUCUCCACGCUGACCUGUGUGCAGUUUGUGAAUCGCACUACAGAAGCAGACUAUGUGUAUGUUGAACGUGGGCAGAGCUGCUGGUCUUACUUUGGAAAAAUUGGAGGACGUCAAGCAGUAGGCCUGGUGAAAAAUGGCUGCAUGGACAAAGGAGCAAUUCAGCAUGAAAUGAACCACGCGCUGGGCUUCAUCCAUGAGCAGGCGCGGAGCGAUCGGGAUCGGUUCGUCAAGAUCAUGUGGGAGCACAUCGUGGCAGGAGAGCAAGGGAACUUUGGAAAAGUGAACUCCAAAAACCUGGGCCUUCCCUACGACUACUCUUCAGUGAUGCACUACGGAGCGUAUGAUUUCUCCAGCACUCCAGGGAAACCAACUAUUGUACCAGUUCCUGACCCCACUAUACCCAUUGGGCAGAGAGAAGGGCUGAGUAACUUGGAUGUAGCUAAAAUCAACAAGCUCUACAAGUGCAACUGGUGUAGCUCUGUGCUGCCUAAAUCCAAAGGCUCCUUCUCCUCUGUCAAUCACCCAUCCCCAUACCCGAACAACAGCCACUGCCUGUGGCUGAUCCGCAUCCGUCGAGGCAAGAUUUUCCUGCAGUUUGAGGCUUUCGAUGUCCAACCCUCCUCAGGCUGUUCUUCUGACUAUGUAAAAGUCUACAACGGGAACAGCAAGAGCUCCCCUGUGCUGCUGGACAGACACUGCGGGACAGGGCCACUGCCCUCCUUGGUGGCAUCUGGCUCCAUGAUGCUGGUAGAGUUUGCAAGUGAUGAAAGCAUUACAGCUGCGGGAUUCAGAGCCUCCUACAACAGGGUGAAUUGUGGAGAUACUUUCACAGACUCCAGUGGAGUCAUCACCUCUCCAAACUACCCCAAUAAAUACCCCAAAAACCGAGCGUGCUUCUGGGUCAUCAGUUCUCCACCGGGGUACAAGAUCUCUCUCAAAAUGUUAUUCUUUGAGCUGGAAGGUAGUGACAGAUGCAACUAUGACUAUUUGCUCAUACACGAUGGAAGCCGACCGACCUCGCCUGCAGCUGGCCCUUACUGUGGGACAGAGAAGGUGGCAGACUUCACUUCCACUGGGAAUUUUGUGCUGGUUGAAUUUCACAGCGACAUAGUUUGGGAGUUUCCUGGAUUUGUGCUGAGUUACACGUUUGGUAGGUAGCACUGUACCAAUGGGAGUUGGAAAACACGGAGUGAAAGUAAGAGGCAGAGGUAGCCAAAGUGUAAAAGUCAAGACGCCAACCAAUUUCAGCAAAUCAAAAAGAAAUACAGCUCCCUGAUACCCUUCACAAGCUUGAAGCUUGGUCUUAUGUCUACAGUGGUGUAACUUGCAUGGUGAAUUAUGAACAAAAGUGUUCCUGCUGAUGGGAUGCCUUUGCCUGAGACUGUUAAGGUUUUUGUUGGAGUACUCCCAUUGCCAGUGUUGCGUGGCCACUACAACAGCACAACUCAAACUCUCUGAGGAGAUCUUCAAGGACAUCUUGUGACAGAAACUGUGCCCAUACAAAAUUCUGAAUGUGGCUAUGUAGCAACUUUAACUUGUGUUCUGACAAAUGCUUCUACCCAGCCUUAACAUGCAUUAAGAACCUCCAGCCAUGUUUGUUUAACCUUUGCAGCCAAGCUCACGUAAACAGUUCCUGUAGGCACCUCAGCUUAGCCUGGAAGUCACCACUUUACACUGAAGGUGCAAACUAGGAUGCUUGUAUAGCAUCUCACCUCAAAGAAUUGUACUGCUCCUCUGUGAGAUAAUCAGGGCUGGGAACAUAUUUAACUAAACAGUUAAGAAUGGCAGGAGCAGGCAGUGAGG